Leptopilina boulardi is the source of this 2592-nucleotide messenger RNA. RefSeq lists its product as uncharacterized. The coding region runs from base 586 to 1446 and encodes 286 amino acids. Lineage: Eukaryota; Metazoa; Arthropoda; Insecta; Hymenoptera; Figitidae. The transcript is spliced from 6 exons. The record is from RefSeq and is a predicted model, not a curated record.
AAGUGAGAUAGCAUAUGGUCGUCGCUUCGGUUUGGUGCGCGGCUCUACAAGUUCAUUCUACUCGCGAGGGGUCGAACUUCAAACGGAUCCCACACACCAGUAGAAAACGAUCGUAUUCUAGUUGGUCGGACUAAAAAAAAAAUAAAAACGUGCAAAAUCAUCAGUCGGUGAACGGUUGGUAUUCGGCAGAGUGAUCGCGGCGGGACGAUCGUGAGAGAGCUGAGCUCUCUUCCUGUCGACACGCUUCCCUACCUGGAGUUUAUUUCCUCGUGAAUGUCACAAGUCAAGAGAGUAGUCACAACGUGCUUACAAAUUUAUACACUGCAAAAUACAAGUUGAAUAGAAUUUUUCUUUUUGUGGUUUACUGCGUGGAUAAAUAAUAAUAAUAACAAUAUGUGUGACGUAACAUAUACAGCAUGGUAUAAUAUAUCGAUGUGAACGAGCGUCAUUCGGGCGCUUUUACGAUCUGAUAAAACUGGCUAAAAAUACAAUAAAAGACUUUUAUCAAAAAAAGUACAAACGAUAAGGCCACCAGUUUUCAUUCAACUGUGAAAAGUGUAAGACACACGUAUAAUUUUAGCAGCUAUGAAACCAGAGGCAGAACACAGAGUUGAACAGCUUCGAAAAGCUACUGAUAGGAUUCAAAAGGAAAUUGAAGAAGUGACGGAAAGAGAACACGAACUUAGAAACGUUGGAAGUAUAAAAACUACGUCCCAUGAAACUGUCGAUUCGAAGGUUCGACGAAUGCCACAGGCUCUCAAAUUAAAAAGGACAACGUCCACACCUCAAAUAUUGGAAACAAUCACAUCACCCUCAACGCAAACGGUACCAAUUUUAACACCGAAAAUGACAAAUGGAGUGAUUUCAACUCGAACAACACCAACGCCAUUGCGUUUUGCAACAAGUCCAAGUCAAAAAGGAUUGAUGCAUAGGUUUUUGGCGACACGUGGAAAAAUUUAUAAAUCUCAAUCAAUUAAUAAUGAAUUAAUUAAACAGUCCUCCGCGCCUACUAUCACUCUCAAUCCAUUAAGCAUAAAAGCCUUUAACAGAAGUCUAGAUAUUCAAAUUGAAUCAGAUGAACCUAAAAUGAAACCCACAAGAAAAGGAUUCGUUCCAGUUGAACAAAAAAUUCAGAAAGAACUCACUGAGAUGAAAGAGCGAGAAAAUGAGUUAAGAUUGAUGAGAUCACAAAUGCUGGCUAAGUCUCAGCCUAAUUUGUUAGAUAUUGGAAAUGAUAAUGAUUCUGAUAUUUAUGAUGGUGCUAGUUCUUUGAGAAGUGGUACUUCAAGUAAUACUUUAAAUGACGAUGAAGUGGAAAAAGAAAAUAAAGGAAGGCACAAGCCAAACCCAAGACGCCGAAGCACGUUAAUAGCACAAUGGGAAAGUCUAAUUGCCGCUAAAAAAGAGUCGACUGAUAAUUUCAACGAAAAUAACAAUACUGUAUAACAGUAUAAUUUAUUUAAUCAAUGUUUAUUUCAUUGAAUAUUAUGUUCGCUUACAUUACAUUAAAUUAUUUAUAUGUUUUUUUUCUCACAAUUCAAAAGCCUUAAGUGCAAAAAUAAUAAAACGCAAAAUGGCAUCAAUAAUGAAGAUAUAUGACUUUAAGUCAUGCGUUUAAUAAAAAAAAAAAAAAUUUGUAAUACUUUUUAAUCGCUUUAAGCUGAUUUAAGAAGUAUUUAAGAAAUGAAAAAAAAGACUUAUUGAAAUUUGAUAGAUCGUAAGCUUAUUGAUUGUAAUCGACUGAAACGAUUUUACACGCAAUAUUAUAAAUUCAGUAUUAAAUUAUUCUUAUUAUAAUUAUAAUUAUCAAGUGAAAAAUGAAAAUUUUCAAUCAAAAAAUCGUUAAGAGUCGAAAAUGAAAAUUUGUAUUUUAUAUUUACUUUUUGGCAUAAAUUAUUAUUUUACGAAAUUAUUUAUUCAUAGGUAUAAUAUUUAUUUAUUAAACAAAUUUAUUUAUCAAAUUGAUGAAUAUAAAUUUGUCAAUUUUAUAUAAAUUUUUUUUUUGAAUAUUUUUUGUAAUUUUGAAAAACAAAAAGUUUUCUUUUAAAUAAUUGCAUGUUUUUUGAAAAUAACAUUUAUUAUUAUAAAAAGUUCCUUAGCGUUGAUAAAACAAUUCAUUUUUGUAUUUAUAUAAUAAUAUUCGGUUUUAUUUAUUACAAUCCAUAAAAAAAGUAAUAUAAUAUAUUUUCGUCAAUUGUAAAAAAAAAAAAAAAAAAAAAUUGGAAGUUGAAAAAAUAUGCAGACUGUGUUUGUAAAUUUGAGGCUUCAUAAUUAUGUGAUUGAUAAAUGGUCUCCAUUUAAUAUUUUGUUCGUAUAUAUAAUUAGUCGACUUUGAGUGAAAGAAAUAUACGAAUUCAGGUGGAGGCUCUUUAGAUGUAAGAUUUAUUAUUUUUUUUUUUUUUGGCUAAAAAGUUAUAAUUAUUUGUAAGCUUUUUUUUUUAAAAAAAAAGGUUGCCAAGAAAGUCGUUAAAUUUAAUUAUUGUAGUAAUUAGUUAUUUAUAAUUAUAUACUAACUGAUGUACCUAUUCCUAAUUAUAUUCAACUGUGUCGAUUAAUUAUUUUUAUAAAAAUAUAAAUAUGGUUACUUUAUUA